ACACACACACACACACGCGCGCACACGCACGCACCGUGGAAGCAAGCUACUGUUGAAAUUCCAACGCUAAGCAACAUUAGCCAGCUUGCUAACAUGUCAUUUAGCCAUCAAUGUGGUUAAACUGCAUUCAUGGCACCACAAUGGCUUCCAAUUGACAGGUAAUAUGCUUUUGCCAGUGUGUCGCCGUAACUACAACCAGAACAUGCCCACUUAGCCAGAACGCGGCAAUUGGUGGACCAACGAAGCUGGCGAGCUAGCCAGCCAGCCAGUCAGCCAGCCAGUCCGUCCGGAGCUUUGGGCUGGCUUGGGGCUUUUUGAACAGGUUUCCUCGGCCGCCCGGUGGACAGCCGAGCCUGAUGCUGUGAUUAUCAUGAGUCCCGCGGGCUGCCCCCAUGUCAGCUGCUUCAAAGUGGACAACUGGAAGCAAAACCUGAGGGCUAUUUAUCACUGUUUCGUAUGGAGCGGUUCGGCCGAGACCAGGAAACGCAAGGCCAAGUCAUGCAUCUGCCACAUGUGCGGCGCUCACCUCAGCAGACUCCACUCCUGCCUCUACUGCGUUUUCUUCGCCUGCUUUGCCAAAAAACACAUCCAUGAGCAUGCCAAGAGCAAACGACAUAACCUAGCUAUUGACUUGCUCUAUGGGGGGAUUUACUGCUUCGUGUGCCAAGACUACAUUUACGACAAAGACGUGGAACAGAUUGCCAAAGAGGAGCAAAGGAAAGCCUGGAAAAUGCAAGGCGUAGGUGAGAAGUACUUGUCAUGGGAGCCCACCAAGAGGGAGCUGGAGCUUCUCCGCCACAAUCCCAAGAGGAGGAGAAUCACCUCCAACUGUACUAUUGGUCUACGCGGUCUGAUCAACCUGGGCAACACGUGCUUUAUGAACUGCAUUGUCCAGGCGCUAACGCACACGCCGCUGCUGCGGGACUUCUUCCUGUCUGACCGACACAAAUGUGAAAUGCAGAGCAACUCCUGCUUAGUGUGUGAGAUGUCACAGCUCUUCCAGGAGUUCUACUCAGGCCAUCGUUCACCGCACAUCCCGUUCCGUCUGCUCCACCUGGUGUGGACCCAUGCCCGUCACCUGGCUGGCUACGAACAGCAGGACGCACACGAGUUCCUCAUUGCUGCGCUGGACGUGCUGCACAGGCACUGCAAAGAUGACAACGGGAAAAAAGCCAACAACCCAAACCAUUGUAACUGCAUCAUUGACCAAAUCUUCACAGGAGGCCUGCAGUCUGAUGUCACCUGCCAAGUCUGCCACGGUGUGUCAACAACCAUCGACCCCUUCUGGGACAUCAGCCUGGACCUGCCGGGCUCCUCUACUCCUUUCUGGCCGCUAAGUCCCGUCGGCAAAGAUGGCUCAACACUAAAUGGAGAGAGUCACGCCACUGGCGCCACUACACUGACAGACUGCCUGCGAAGGUUCACCAGACCGGAGCACCUCGGCAGCAGCGCAAAGAUCAAGUGCGGCGGUUGCCAUAGUUAUCAGGAGUCCACCAAGCAACUGACCAUGAAAAAGUUGCCCAUCGUGGCCUGCUUUCACCUCAAACGAUUUGAACAUUCUGCCAAGCUACGGAGGAAGAUAACAACUUACGUCUCUUUCCCUUUGGAGUUGGAUAUGACACCAUUUAUGGCCUCCAGUAAAGAGAGCCGGAUGAACGGCCAGUACCAGCAGACUGUGGAGCCCUUCAACAACGACAACAAAUACAGCCUUUUUGCUGUGGUUAACCACCAGGGAACACUGGAGAGUGGCCACUACACCACCUUCAUCAGGCAGCAUAAGGACCAGUGGUUCAAAUGUGACGACGCUAUCAUCACCAAGGCCAGCAUGGAGGCCGUACUGGACAGUGAAGGGUACCUUUUGUUUUACCACAAACAAUUCCUGGAGUAUGAAUAGCGCAGCCCUCAUCACAACGCAUUUGAGCCCUAACGCACUACUGCAAGUCGCAAAACAUUUCCACUGGAAUUCAGGACGCACACCACAACAACAACAACAACAACAACAACAACAACAACAAUAAUCUGCUGCCAAGCCAGUCUGCAUGCUGCUGCUGGAGGUUCCAACCGACUGGUAGCCAUCGUCAUUUUCGACUCCCCCCUGGCUUUUUCUUUCACAGACACACAGAAGCAAAGAGGUAUGCGGGGCAUUUAUUCAUAAAUGCAACAUCAUUCUGAAGCAGGGAUGGGGGGGGAGGACUUAUUGUUUAUGGGAUCUGGGCUGCUAUGCAAAAACUCACGAAAUGUCAGAGGGACUUUAGAUUGUAGAACUUGUAAAAAACUGUGUUAGUAUAGCCCCAAUUGGAGCUAAGAUUUGUUUUCCAUGAGGUCAAUAUUCCAUCGUAUGUUCCUUUCAGAGAUUCCCCAACCACUCACCCACCCCGGUGCUAAAUGCUUAUCAAAAUGACUCCAAGCAGCUUCUUUAUUGUUUCCUUGGGUUUGUCAUUAUGGCUUUUCUCGGCCAGUUUAGAAACAUACUGUAUAUUCAUUCAUGUUCAAGGUAAGUGCUUGUGGUUAAAUGGAAAAAAAACAAUCCGGGAUGUAUUUUCAGAAUAGUACAGGAUGUACAACGGGUCAAAGUUGAUUCUGCAGUGUAUUAUUGUUGGUUGCGUGCGUGCGUGCCUGUGUGUUCGUCACAACAACAACAAAAAACAAGACCGUGUGGGGAAAUGAACUGGUUCUUCAAAAAAUGUGUCGUGUGUGUUGGGUUUGUAUGCACGUGUGGUGCGCGUGCGUAUGUUGUGUGUGUUUGUGUACUGAAUCAGUACUUGUGUUCAGCAUGCCGCCCAAGCUGAAUCUUUUUCUUUUCUACAUGUAUGUAAAGUAUAGAAAUGUAGAGGUUGUACGUAAGAGACAAAUAAUGAAAUGUCUAUAUUGUUUUUGCCACGGCAGUCGAAACGGUGUCUUGCCUUACAAAGUCAUUCCUCGAGUACAAAAACUGACUGACAGGACAGGACAGGAAAGGUCGCAGUGAUGGCAAGCCACUCAAAUAAACAACAAGUAAACAAA
This is a messenger RNA of Syngnathus typhle (broad-nosed pipefish), 3003 nucleotides long. It is a transcript of the gene usp22, whose product is annotated as ubiquitin specific peptidase 22. Gene Ontology annotation, molecular function: zinc ion binding; cysteine-type deubiquitinase activity. Gene Ontology annotation, biological process: protein deubiquitination. NCBI's taxonomy places the organism in Eukaryota, Metazoa, Chordata, Actinopteri, Syngnathiformes, Syngnathidae. Bases 371 to 1894 code for a protein of 507 amino acids. The record is from RefSeq and is a predicted model, not a curated record. The transcript is spliced from 13 exons.